AUGCCUGCUAGGGGCAAGGCUCCACCAACGUUUGAAGGGCGCUCUGUGCAAGUUCCUGGGAUGAUGCGGCGUGGUCAACUUUCUGGUUUAGGUUCCGCUGCUUCUCGUCGCUCUCUGGAGUCCCUGACUCCUCCUCAGCUGUUGGAGAAUAGAAUUGCUGUUCAGGAAGCAGAAAUAGAGCAGCUUUUACAGGAUAACCGUAGUCUGUCAAGUGGACAUGUCACCUUGAGAGAGGCUCUUGUCGCAGCUGCGCAAGAUGUGCAAAAGUUGAAGUCACACAUUAGAAGUAUCCAGACGGAAAGUGACAUUCAGAUCAGAAUUCUACUUGAUAAGAUUGCCAAAGGAGAGGUUGAUAUUAGAGCCGGUGAGAGGGUGAAGAAGGACCUACAACAGGCCUAUAUUGAGGCACAGAGCUUAGCAGCUUCCAGGCAGGAAUUGAGUGCUCAAAUUCAACGAGCUAGUCAGGAACUGAAGAAGGUUAAUAGUGAUGUUAAGAUAAUUCCAGAUUUGCAGGCUGAACUGGAUGGAUUAGUGCAGGAGCAUCAGAGGUUACGUGGCACAUUUGAAUAUGAAAAGAAGAAAAACAUAGAGCUAGUGGAUUACAUGAAAGCAAAAGAGAAGAAAUUAAUAGCGAUGGCAAGAGAAGUUGAAAUGUUACGAGCUGAGAUUUUGAAUGCCGAGAAAAGAGUAAAUGCACCUGAUCUGUUUAGGGCUUCCACCCCUGGCCACAGCAGUGGUCCGUUUGUUGAUGCUUAUGGGAGAGCUCAUGGUCAGAUGGCUGCUGGCCAAGUAGGAGAGGGUAUGAUACAAGUUGGUGAUAGCAAUGGAAUAGCAGCUGUCAAUAGUUCUGGUGUUAGUGGUGGUAUUUGGUCAAGUCCAUAUGAUCCGUCAGUUGGUCGGAGGUGA
Sphenostylis stenocarpa is the source of this 906-nucleotide messenger RNA. Lineage: Eukaryota; Viridiplantae; Streptophyta; Magnoliopsida; Fabales; Fabaceae. The record is from the annotation of a GenBank genome assembly.